Molecule: messenger RNA, 1515 nt
Organism: Pomacea canaliculata
Lineage: Eukaryota; Metazoa; Mollusca; Gastropoda; Architaenioglossa; Ampullariidae
Product: protein shisa-4-like
Exons: 5
Coding region: 8-589 (193 amino acids)
Source: RefSeq, a predicted model, not a curated record
UAAAGCCAUGCACAGACCAUUGGUUCUCGCUAAGAGCUCGGUUCUGUCCUUACAACACCUUGAGGGGAGUUCGAAUCUUGAGGAGAGGUCCUAUCUUGCUACACGGCCAGUGGUCUGUUGUGUCUCGUGCCCUCUGAGGUCAGGAUUGGUAACGGCUGGUGAAUACUGUUCAGGGAGCUACAACUACAAGUAUUGUUCAGGGAGCUGUUGCUCCGACGAAUGCUGUGACCUUGCGGGCGCGGCGGUUGCCCUCAUCGUCGGCUGCGUCAUUGGGGCCAUCGUCUUCAUCGCCAGCAUCAUCGCCUGCAUCUGUUGCUGCAUCAAAAGUCAGACAUCAUCCACAAGAGUGAUCUACCCGGCGGCUGCCCCGGCAACAGGAAACGUGACAGUUGUCAGCUCAGCUGCUCAAAUGUCUCAGUGGUCUCAACCUGGACCCAGUCAGCAGCAGGCAGGACCAUAUGGAGGACAAUAUGGAGGACCAUAUGGAGGAGUGCAGUUCUCAGCACACUACACCGGACCACCGCCCUACAACCCUGCACCUCAACCUUCUGAGGGUAAAGGAGCUCCUCCAGGCUCAGUACCUGCAUAAUCGACUUGAGUGGUUUUUUAUUCACUUUGAGGAGUCUUGCCUUGGAUUCCAUUUUUGUUUUGUUUGUUUUGGUGAAGUAUCCACAAGGCCACUUACCCACUGUCUGUAUGUGAUUAUACAGUAUUUUGACUGCUGGCUACCACCUGUUCACUGUCAGACUAAAGACCGAAUUGUGAUCAGCUUUCAAUGGUUUCAGUGAAGUUCAUUCUCAGAUUGCAUCAAGUGGUCCUUACCUGGAACAUCUCCGUCCAUCGAUGUGUUUACCACACGACUGUCCCGCUACAGGAAUGUGUAGGUACACCGUGUCUACAAGAAACCAGGUAGACUUGUGGCACUUGCCUCAACAGCUAUACUAUUUUAAUUAAUUAAGAAACAAACUGUCAGAUUGUUAAAGGAUUGAACAGUUUCAAACUGAAAAAAGGCGUUAAACGAGUUAAAUUAUGUUUUCUGCUCUUUUAUUUCACAAGGCAAAUGUCUGGUCAUCAUGCACCACGUCUCAAAAGGUGUUUUGAUCAUAGAAACAAGUGUAUCUUGUCGAGAUGUGAGCAGUCUAACGGGGUUAGUGACCUUUUCUACAUCCAGUGGCCAUGCUGUUUGUCUGUCUUGUUGCAACUGGACUUUGUGACAUCAGACAGACAUGUAGUCUCUUGUCACCUUAGCUCCAGCUGAGUAUAAAGCCCUCUAACAAUCCUGUCUGUAUAACAAUAAUCCUUUGUCUUGUUGUCUGAUGAUAAUGAAAUGUUGUCUAAUAUUGUCAGGGUAACUACAGCUGAUCAUAAAAUCCUGUCCAACACGUGUAAUAAUCUUGUUUGAAAAAUCCUGUCAUCUAUGUCAUCAUAAUAAAAUAUAUUGACAGUUUCACUGAAUAAUCCUGUCAUCUUCCUGUCUUGUCAUGAUACUUUAUGUAAACAAAUCUUUCUUUUUCA